Molecule: messenger RNA, 1410 nt
Organism: Cloeon dipterum
Lineage: Eukaryota; Metazoa; Arthropoda; Insecta; Ephemeroptera; Baetidae
Gene: Ssl1
Product: general transcription factor IIH subunit 2 Ssl1
Exons: 7
Coding region: 178-1386 (402 amino acids)
Biological process (GO): DNA-templated transcription; nucleotide-excision repair; regulation of transcription by RNA polymerase II
Cellular component (GO): transcription factor TFIIH holo complex; transcription factor TFIIH core complex
Molecular function (GO): zinc ion binding
Source: RefSeq, a predicted model, not a curated record
GAGUGACCACCGGUAUUUUGAUCCGUCUCGCUGAUGUUAAGAUUCGUCUUAAGCAAGUGACUGCGAGAGAAUACAUAACUGCAUUUUCACAAGAGAACGAAACGAAGAAAACUAUACUGGAGAUAAAUUAUUAUACAUAGCUUAUCUUUUCAUUCGUAAACCGUAUAAACGUUAGAAAUGGCAGCAGAAGAUGAUGGAAAAGAAUAUCGAUGGGAGACUGGCUAUGAAAAAACUUGGGAAGCUAUCAAAGAAGAUGAUGAUGGCUUGCUUGAUGGUUCGGUGGCAGAGAUUAUCCAGAAAGCGAAAAGAAAGCGCAUGCUGGAAAGGAAGAGCAAUGCAAGACUAGGCAUGAUGAGACACAUUUUCGUUGUGAUCGAUCUGUCUGAAUGUAUGGCUGACCAGGAUCUGAAACCCACUCGACAAAUAUGCACAAUUAAGCUGUUAAACGCAUUCAUCGAAGAGUUCUUCGACCACAAUCCUAUUAGCCAAAUGGGUAUAAUUGUAAUGAAAAAUAAACGUGCAGAAAAAGUGAGCGACCUCACAGGAACAGCUAAGAAGCACAUAAAAGCCCUGCAUCAAAUUGAAAGCAUGCCUUGUGGAGGGGAACCUAGCUUGCAAAACGCUCUGGAAAUGGCAAUGCGGUCUUUGAAAAUGCUUCCGUCUCACGCGAGCAGAGAAAUUCUCAUCAUCCUAGGCAGUCUCACGACCUGCGACCCAGGAGACAUCAACCAGACAAUUAAUGAAUUGAAAGAACACGUGAUCCAGUGUUCACUAAUAUCCCUGGCCGGAGAAGUGCAUAUUUGCAAGGCGUUGGCCAAAACGACAGGAGGUCAGUUUGGAGUCGUUCUGGAUGACGCGCACUUCAAGGAUCUGCUUCUACUUCACGUUGAACCACCGCCAGCCGCUGCAAAACUAGAACCGGCACUAAUCAAAAUGGGCUUCCCCCACCAUGUCACUGGCGCUGUUGGACAGAGCAAAGACGCGCCCAUGCUGGCCAUUUGCAUGUGCCACUUAGAUGUACCAAGCGAGUGCAAAUUGAGCGCUGGAGGCUACUUCUGCCCCCAAUGCAACAGCAAAUACUGCGAACUUCCUGUCGAAUGCAAGGCGUGUGGCCUGACGUUGGCCUCUGCGCCGCACUUGGCCCGCUCCUAUCACCAUUUGUUCCCUGUCGCGCCCUUUGCAGAGUUGCCCUUUAAUGCAGGAGAUGAUAACGACCCUUGUUACAGUUGUCAGCGCUCCUACUCUGCUUCUAAGGACAAAAAUAUUUACAAGUGCGGGAGAUGUCUGCAAAUAUUUUGUGUUGACUGUGACAUUUUUGUGCAUGAAACUCUUCACAUGUGUCCUGGCUGUGCUUCUCACCCUUCCACUACGUCGCAGCUGAAAUGAGUAAAACCUUUUGUGUUUUCUAAA